Molecule: messenger RNA, 1809 nt
Organism: Exophiala mesophila
Lineage: Eukaryota; Fungi; Ascomycota; Eurotiomycetes; Chaetothyriales; Herpotrichiellaceae
Exons: 3
Coding region: 1-1809 (602 amino acids)
Molecular function (GO): FAD binding
Source: RefSeq, a predicted model, not a curated record
AUGGGCGAUGCUGGUUCGACCGCGACCCAAACACCUGAGGUCAGAGAUGUUGUCCCAGUGCUUGUCAUCGGCGCCGGUCCCGCCGGGCUGUUAAUGUCGCAUAUCUUGAAUCGACAGGGAGUUAAAUCGUUGAUUGUGGAGAAGUAUACCACACGACUCACUGCGCCCAAAGCGCAUGCCAUUGGCCCUCGAUCUUUUGACAUCCUCAAACAGUCUGGCAUAGACAUUCCCCGACUUAGAGCCGCCGGGACGAAGCGAGACGAGAGCCGAUGGGUGUCAUUGGUGACCAGUAUGGCUGGCGCUGAGCUGCAGAAAUACCCUUACGAACGCAUGGAUGUCGACGUUUUGGAUGCAACCCCGGAAAUGUUCCACAAUAUCUCCCAGCCUGUCACGGAAAGUCAUAUCGCUGAACAGCUACAAGGGGUCGUCGAGAUCCGCAAAGGUCAUCAAUUCAUUUCAUGUGUCAAUGACGAUGAGGGAGUCACCACUGUUGUGAAGAACCGCAGCACAGGCGAGUACUAUGCUGUUCGUUCGAAAUACUUGAUAGCCUGCGACGGUGCCAGAAGCAUGGUGCGGGAGAACGUGGGCAUUGAGAAUCAUCAAGAGAGCUCUAUAGAGACUCUGAUGACUAUCGAAUUGACUAUCGAUGUCCGUCCCAUCGUGAACGACCGGAGACGAAUGUUGUACAUCCUGUUAAACCCCGACCUGAGUGGUUCUCUAAUCGGUUACGAUCUGGGAUCCAAGAUUGUCCUUACAACCAAGGUCAAUCAAGCCGUUAUGCCUAUCGAAAAGUGGAAUGUAGACUUCUGCAAGCAGUUGGUGGAUGCAGCUCUAGGGACUUCUGUCCCUUACACCGUCGACAGCUUCCGCCCCUGGAUUCUUGGGCGGAAGGUGGCAAAGGCCUACAGCAAGGGGCGUACCUUUCUUGCUGGUGAUGCCGCUCACUCUUUCCCCCCGAGUGCAGGUAUUGGCUUGAAUACGGGUCUCGCCGACGUUCAUAAUCUGGCCCUGAAGAUUGCAGCAGUCGAAAAUGGGUGGGCGAAGCCGAGUACCUUGGAAUCCUAUGGCGCUGAACGACGUCCUGUUGCCGAUGUCAAUUCGCAUCGCAGUUACUGCAACAGCCAGCGAAUCCACAGCAUGAUCAGCCAGCUAGGCCUCACCGAAACCGACAAGACAAAGGCCCGGCGGCUCUUUGAACAGGCCUUAACUGAUGUAUCACAAAGAGAAAACCUACAAAAGGUCAUGGACGAGUUGGCCAAUAACUUUGACAACCUCGAACUUCAUAUUGGCUUCGUCUAUGGCGAUCCUGUCUAUCCGGAGAAUCCAUCGAACUACCUGCCAAAAUAUGUCCCUGGCGCCCGCCUUCCUCACCACUGGAUUCGGGAGCUGAAUGAUGAGCUUAUGAAGAAUGUUGCUCCCGUAGAUCUAACGCAUAUCAGUGAGCUUGCGGAUGAAGAAAAGGCCCUACGACGAUAUUCUACGCUUGACCUAUGUGCUCCCAGUGGGCUGACACUAAUUGUCAACAAUAGCAAGGGCCAGGAGGAACGGGUGAACGCGAUCAAGGGCUUGUUCGCGUCUACGUUUACCCCCACCACCGCACCUCCCUUGGUGGCCGUCACUCUGGAAAAGGAUUUCGAGCUUGUCUUUCCUGAAAAGGCCCAGGAAUUCCUGCACAACUUCAAACUUGGCCCUGACCAACAAGGUGGUGUCUUGAUACGACCUGAUCAACAUAUCUUACUGGUUUUGGAUGAAGGCACGACCGCUGAAAAUGUCGUGAAUGCUGUCAAGUGCUUUGUGGGAGACGAAUAG